Molecule: messenger RNA, 775 nt
Organism: Diospyros lotus (date-plum)
Lineage: Eukaryota; Viridiplantae; Streptophyta; Magnoliopsida; Ericales; Ebenaceae
Product: 23 kDa jasmonate-induced protein-like
Exons: 2
Coding region: 34-495 (153 amino acids)
Source: RefSeq, a predicted model, not a curated record
GCAAGUUCGUCGAAGGGAGUGUUGCCGGCAGCGAUGGUUGGCCAAAUCGUCUCUAGUAUAUGUCAGAUUCACAAUAAAACGGGUUGCACUCUAACAUGGGUGCGGUUCCAUGACUACAAUGGCAAGAACAAUCUAAUCAAGUACCCUAUGGAGAUUCCAAGUGGCCAGUGGGCAAUGUUUGAGCACUCCGGCGACCCUGGAUUCCCCUCUGAAUCUGUCGGCGCUGUCGUCUACCGUUGCACGAAUCCGGACGGGGAAGAGUGUGAUUGGAUGAUGCUUUGGUCCAACAAAUAUGGGGAAACCACAAACAAGGUUAAUACUGAGAUCAGGGCAAAAGGCGGUUUUGACAAUGCUGUUUGGCCGCACAUUCGUGCUCGGAGUCAUACUAACCACAGCGAGGCAGAAUUGGAGAAGUGGAAAGCCAGUGUCAAUGUGGUGCCAAAUAAUGCCUGCAAUGUAUUCGCCACAUUCCAGGGAAUAAUUCAACCAAAUUAAGUAGAAAGUUUCAACUUAAUUAGUCCAUGGAUUUGCAUUCGGUCUAUCCACAUGCUCAUCCAUCAUAUAUAUAUAUAUAUAUGUAUGCCAAGGAUCGAUCUCUCUCUAUAUAUGUACGACUGUUUGUGUGUGUGUGAUGCAUGGUGUUCAUGGUUAAGGUUUGUGACAAAUAAAUAAUACCAUCCAUCUCAGUGUGUGUGGAUGCUAUUAGCUAAAUGCCAUGUUUAAUGGUGUCAUCAUUAAUAAUGUAAUGUGUGAGAUGUUGUUGUAUUAUAUAUAU